Messenger RNA from Echinostoma caproni, 483 nucleotides. Lineage: Eukaryota; Metazoa; Platyhelminthes; Trematoda; Plagiorchiida; Echinostomatidae. The record is from the annotation of a GenBank genome assembly.
AAUGCAGUCCACACUCGUGCCCUGUAUCCCGAUCCCCUCACGACUAGUUUUCCCGAUGCAGUGCCUCCGAGCCCAAGUCCAUUGCCGGACACAAACGACACGGUUGCAGCUACAGCUUUGAGAAAUCUGUCUCAGGAGAAUGAGAAUUUACGACAGACAGUGGCUGCGCUGAAUCGGACAGUGCGAAAUUUGGCUCAACAGCAGCAGGACGACCACGUCCGACUAAAACAACAAGAGGAGAAAUAUCGUGAGGAGUUGGAAGCGUUACGCGAGCAUCAAAAUCGAUUAGCCGAGCAUCAAGCCGUUCGGAAUAGACAAAUGGAACAGUUGAAAGCACCCACCGCAAAUCUUUAUUUUGCCAUGAUUUUGCGCUUAACCAAAAUCGUGGUCAAGGAGUUGAGUUUUUUCAGUGGGUAUCUGAAUAUCGGUAUUACGUAUCUGGAUUCUAGACAGGCAUUUGCGGUGAAUGCAGAAUGUGCUUGA